Molecule: messenger RNA, 480 nt
Organism: Triticum turgidum subsp. durum (durum wheat)
Lineage: Eukaryota; Viridiplantae; Streptophyta; Magnoliopsida; Poales; Poaceae
Source: the annotation of a GenBank genome assembly
AUGAUGAAUAUGCAUUUCUCUUUUGUCUUCUGCAGGGCCAGAAGGGUCACUAAAAUGUCGAACAAGGUAGCAAACUCAAUUCUCUCAGGUGUUCUCAAGGUCUCGGGAUUUGUUACCAGCACUGUAGUCAACUCCAAACCUGCACAGAAGUUCUUCAAGUUAAUGCCUGGCGAAGUUAUUCUUGCUUCGCUGGACGGAUUUGGUAAAGUAUGGGAUGCUGUUGAGGUAUCUGGCAAGAACGUGAUGAAAACAUCAUCAGUUGUCACAACUUCAGUUGUAACGCACAGGUACGGUGAUCAAGCAGGAGAGAUAACACAGGACUACCUCCACGCCACCGGAAACGCUCUUGGGGUCGCGUGGGCCGUCUUCAAGAUUCGGAAAGCGCUCGACCCAAAGGGACACAUCAAGAAGUUGUCCCUCGCGAGCUCGGCGGCGCACGCUGUGGCCAAGCAAUCGAUAAGCCUGCAAAAGAAGAAGUAA